Messenger RNA from Symsagittifera roscoffensis, 2740 nucleotides. RefSeq lists its product as uncharacterized. The record is from RefSeq and is a predicted model, not a curated record. Gene Ontology annotation, cellular component: plasma membrane. NCBI's taxonomy places the organism in Eukaryota, Metazoa, Xenacoelomorpha, Acoela, Convolutidae. The transcript has a single exon. Gene Ontology annotation, molecular function: ligand-gated sodium channel activity; protein binding. Gene Ontology annotation, biological process: sodium ion transmembrane transport. The coding region runs from base 56 to 2740 and encodes 894 amino acids.
CUCCAUUUGUAAAUUAAGAACUCCAAAUAUCCAUACGGAUAUAUCCAAUCAGAUAAUGAAAAUCUCACCUGAGCGGGAACACGAUGAGAUUGAUUGUGCCGUUAGUCCCGUGAACAACAAAAGUUCAAAUUUGAUCCUUCAAAACGAACGAAAACUGAACGUCGGCAAUGCAGCGAAACAACCCGAACAAAACGAGGCUGAAAAUGGGGGAAAGUCUAAAUUUUCCCAGAUCAAAACUCUCACCGUUGACAUGGUUGGAUCCAUUUCACCUCAGCUUUUUGCACCCUCAAUUCUGAUGAAAAUCAUGUGGAUUCUUGUUUACUUGGCAUUUGUGUACAUUUUGGUUCUUCAGACCACAAUGACCAUGAUGGAAUUCAAUUCGCAUCCGGUGACCGUCUCGGUGUCGUUGAGAACCGACGCCUCCGAGCUCGAUUUUCCAGCGGUGACUAUUUGCAAUAACAACAUUGCUCGGAAAUCAUUCAUUUCCCGAAUCAAGUAUCUACAGGAUCUAGCAUGGCUCGACGACUAUUCCAGACAAUUGCUCAAAGGACGCGACUUUACUUCGAAUUAUGGAAACGCAAGUUGCGACCCGAAAACUCAGUUCGAAUGCAGCAACGCGAGGUGCAUUCCGAAAGCAUGGGUGUGCAAUGGGAGAUCUGAGUGUGGGGAUGAUUCCGACGAAGAUCUUCCAGCUGGCGACGACUGCGAGUCGUAUCCCCACCGAAAUCUAAACACGACUUGCGACGACGGAUUUGUUUUGUGUCCUGGUGAAGUGACAUGCGCGAUACCCUGCGACAACAUAGCGGAUUGUGUCGUGGACCGAGGCUUUGACGAGAGGAACGACAGCGGAUGUGACGAGUCGUGUGUUCGAGACAUAACAGCAUCGGAUCAAGUCCAAGUUUUGAGUCUGCCGAACUACCCUGGAAAUUAUUCCGUAGAUUUGAACUGUGAGUACACCCUAUAUGCACCCGUCGGUUUCCAGGUUCAAAUUGAAUUCAUUGCGUUCGAUAUCGAAUCAAGCAUUUCAUGCAGCAAAGACUGGGUUCAAGUUCUGGACUCAGAUGGCCAGCCGAUUCCAAAUGGUUACAAUGAAACCUUCUGUGGAAGUUUUGACUAUAGUGGUUUGAUGAAUCGCAGAACAACGUCUUCAGGGAGCUUUUUGUCAAUCAUUUUUAUUUCUGAUUCCACUGGAAAUUCAACUGGGUUCCAAAUUGAGUACCAGAAGACGAUAGCAAAACGAAGACGAAGAAGCUUCGGACCUGACACGACUCCGAGGCCGACCGACGUUCCCUUGCCGGAUCCGGAUACAACUAUCAACCCUGGCUCCAACUCAUACGAUUCCUCGUACUCAUCAUAUGGCUCAUCGAACUCCUAUGAUUCUUCUUAUGACUCAUCGAACUCCUAUGAUUCAUCGUAUGACUCAUCGAACUCUUAUGGUUCAUAUUCUGGCUCAUCCAACUCCUAUGAGUCAUCUUAUGACUCAUCGAGCUCCUAUGAUUCAUCGUAUGACUCAUCGAACUCAUAUGAGUCAUCAGAUGAUCCGCCUGACAGCGUCAGCUUCACACAGACUGGAAACGUUUUCGAAGACGUCGCUCUUAACGACUGGUACAGCGCAUUCCAGCAAUCCGCAAUGCCCGACUUCUCAGACUUCAAAGCGUUUCUAAACCUAAAAGCGUCUGAAAUAAUUGGAAAUGGGCACCAAAUUGAGGAUUUUAUUGUUCAAUGUGUAAUUGACGGACAGCUGUGCUCUUACAGUAACUUCAAAACAACUCAAUACGCCGAAUUUGGAAACUGUUUUAGUAUCAAUACCGUUGUUGACGUGGAUUCAAACCGAACUAACUUGGCGCCCUACCGAACGUCGAAAACCGGCACUGAAAAUGGUCUAAAGCUGUCUCUUUUUCUGGACAAAGAUGAAUACAUCGGAAUCAUUGGACAAAACUCCGGAGCAAGACUGACGAUUUCGAACCCAGAUGAGAGUCCUCCAAUCACCUCAAAGGGGAUAUUUCUAAGUGCAGGAGCUGCAACUGUGGUAAGCAUGGAACAGGAAACUGUUCUAAAAAAGGAGGCGCCUUACUCCAACUGUAUCGACACCUGGCCGGAGUUCCUGGAACUUAGAGAUGACUUCAAGAAGUACAGCUAUACGAGUGAGCACUGUAUAUAUCUCUGCCAGCAAAUCGCCAUCGCGAGGACUUGUAACUGCACCUUGUCAGCAAUGGAGUCGGAUUUCAGCUUGAACGAGCAAGUCGCGAAGUCCAUGCAAUACCAUUGCGAUUUGUUUAACAAUGCUCAAAACGAUUGUGUCAAAGAUGUCAAGGAAGAUUUCACCGUGAACAAAAGAACGUGUGAGUGUCCAUCGCCUUGCAAAGAUCGACGACUUCAGUUUGGCAUCUCGGCAACCGAAUGGCCAACAGAGGCAUACGCGACAUACUUUGUAUCGCUUCUAGAGCGAUCGCCGUCCAAAAGAGUCCAACUAUUCCUUGCGAGAGCCAAAGAAUUGUCGCGUGACGGACAAGAGAUUGAAUCAUUGAAGGAGAUUCUGAAAAAGAAUUUCGCAAGAGUCGAAGUCCAUUUCGGAACCCUGAAUUACUUCCAGAUUCAGGAGUCCCCGAAGUACACGAUCCAGGACUUGUGUGGAACCCUUGGAGGGAACUUAGGUCUAUGGCUCGGGUGGAGUAUCAUGGCCUUCUUCGAAGUGUUGCAAUGGGCAUACUUCUGUUUGCUGAUCGUCCUGAAAAAAUAG